UGUGGUUCUGUUAACGAAAAGACGUAAAUAAAACUACACUAGUUUACGGAAACGACCCGCUGACGUCCGCAUAUGACACUUGUACUUCCGGGUUACGUGUUCUCAUGUGGCAGGAGCAUGGCGGCCAAAAACAAGAAAAGUAAAAAGCCCCAUGCGGCUAAAAAAACGCAAAUUCUUGACGAAGAUGGCGAAAAGACUGAAAACUGCGGCACCGAUGAUAGCGAAGACGACGAACACCCGGAGGGGGACGACGGGUUCAGUCUGGAGGAAGUUCUGCGGCUUGGUGGUACACGGGGUGACUUCACGCUACUGAGCAGCCUGGACGUUUCCAACGAGCUGGUGGACGGAGGAAAGAAAGGUGCCAUAGAUGACCUGGAGGAAGGCGAACUGGAGAACUUCAUUGCUAAAUUAGGCAUCCAGCGGUUGGCCGGCCAGCAGAUCAUCCCAGAUGAGGUCACGGAGGAAGUCCUUCCGGAGAACUCUGGCAAAAAGUCCAAAACCAAGAAGGAAAACCCCGGCAGCAUAGAGGAGAGGACUUCAGAGGAGGAGAAGAAUAAGAAGAAGAGCAAAGCAGCUCAGGUGAAAAGAGUCAAACACAACGUUUUCGAGUUCCAGCAGAGAAACGUCCUGCUGGUCAAACCUGGCGGGAAAUGGCACGAACUGGACUACAGCGCCGAGGGUUCGUCGGACCCCCAGGACCCCGAUGUGGUGAAGCAGUACAAGACGCUGGCCCAGCAGCUCUUUCAGGCCGACGUGGAGCUCUACAAGAGCAAGAAGCAGCUGCAGAAAGGAGCCAACUCGGCGUGGAUGAAGACGGUGGUCUCCUCCGGCGUGCUGGCAGACAGAAUGGCGGCCAUGACGGUCCUGAUCCAGGACGCGCCGGUGCACAUGCUGGAGCACGUGGAGAGCCUGGUGUCCAUGAUGAAGAAGAAGGGCAACCGCAGGAUGGGCCUGAUGGCGCUGGACACGCUGAGAGAGCUGCUGCUCUCCGACCUGCUGCCCGAGAACAGGAAGCUCCUCCCCUUCAAGCAGCAUCCCUUCGAUAAGCUGGAGGAGCUGGCCAGCGGCAACCGCGACAGCCGCGACCGCCGCCUCAUCCUGUGGUACUUUGAGCACCAGCUGAAGCACCACGUGGCGCAGUUUGUGGCGGCGCUGGACGAGGUGGCUCACGACACGGUGGCCGCCACCAAGGCCAAGGCGUUGGCCGCCGCCCACGAGCUGCUGUGCCAGCGGCCCGAGCAGGAGAAGGCCCUGCUGGUCCAGGUGGUCAACAAGCUGGGCGACCCCGAGUACAAAAUGGCCGCCAAGGCCUCGCACCUGCUGGAGACGCUGCUGCACAAACACCCCAACAUGAAGGUGGUGGUGUGCUGCGAGGUGGAGCGCCUCAUGUUCCGCCCCAACAUCAGCGCCAAGGCCCAGUACUACGCCGCCUGCUUCCUGAGCCAAGUCCGGCUGAGCCACGACGAGUCCCGGCUGGCCGCCAAGCUCAUCGCCGUCUACUUCUCCUUCUUCCGCGUCUGCGUUCAGAAGAAGGACGUGGACUCCAAGAUGCUGAGCGUGCUGCUGUCGGGCGUCAACCGGGCGUACCCGUACGCCAGCGCCGGCGAUGAGAAGAUCAAGGAGCAAAUGGACACGCUCUUCAGGGUGGUCCACCUGGUCAGGUUCAACACGGCCGUGCAGGCGCUCAUGCUGCUCUUCCAGGUGAUGGACGCCCAGCAGAGCGUCUCCGACCGCUACUACGCGGCCUUGUACAGGAAGCUGCUGGACCCGGGUCUGUCCACAUCGUCCAGACAGAACAUGUUCCUGAACCUUCUCUACAAGUCUCUGAAGGCCGACAUCGUGCUGCGACGCGUCAAAGCCUUCACCAAACGCCUGCUGCAGGUCAGCGCCGACCAGGGCGCCCACUUCGCCUGUGGCGCCCUCUUCCUGGUGUCGGAGGUCAUGAAGGCCAAGCCGGCCUUGAAGACGCUGCUGCUGCAGGAGGAAGGGGAUGGAGAAGAAGAAUUCAGAGACAUCAUUGAAGACCAGCCUCACGAGGAUGAUGAUGAUGAUGAUGAUGAAGAGGAGCACUUCACCGAUGCAGACAAGCCACAGGAAGCGGCGCCGCCAACGGAGCCCAAGCCUGCUCCAUCUUGGGUCCAUCACCAGAACCUUGAAGGUGGGAAGUGCAUGGAGAAGUACGACCCGCUACACAGGAACCCGCUCUUCUGUGGCGCCGACCACACCACCCUGUGGGAACUACAACGGUUGUCGCUGCACUUCCACCCAUCAGUGUCGCUCUUUGCCAAAACGCUCCUGCAGAAUGACUUCAUCAUGUACUCGGGAGACCCCCUCCAGGACUUCACCCUCAUUCGCUUCCUGGACAGAUUCGUCUUCCGAAAUCCCAAAGAGCUGAAGGGCAAACAGAACACGGACACGGCGGUGGUUCAGCCCAAGCAGAGACUGCGCUCACGCGUGGCCUCGUUGCCAGUCAACAGCGAGGAGUUCCUGUCCAAAGAAGAAAGUCAGAUUCCUGUGGAUGAAGUCUUCUUCUAUCGCUUCUUCAAGAAGCGUCAGCAGGAGAAGCGUCUUCGUCGGCCGCAAGCAGACAGCGACGGUGACAGCGUGGAGGAUGUUGAUGAUGACGAGUUUGAAAAGAUUCUUGAUUCCUACGAGGGAGACUCGUACUUCACGGACCUGCCAGCGGAAGACUUGGACUUUGCAGGGAACAUGUCGAGUGGGAAAAAGAAAAAGGGCACGGAAGACCUGGACGACUCUGAUGACUCCGACCUGGACGACCUGGACGACGAUGAGGAGGUGUCCCUGGGCAGCAUGGACGAGGACGACUUUGGGGAGAAGCUGGAUGACGAAGGAGGAACCUUCAUGGAUCCUGAAGGAGAAGAUGACAAUGAAGACGAACUUGAAGAAGACGACGACGAUGAUGAUGAUGAUGAAGACAUAGACGUUCCUGAGGUGACGCCGCGUUCAAAGUCUGGUAAAAGGAAGUCGACGGAGAAGCAGGACUUUUCUGAAACUUCAGCUUCCAAACGAGCAAAGAAGACGAAGAAGAAAGGACAAAAAGACACGGCCAUGUUUGCGUCUGCCGAGCAGUUUGGCUGCCUGCUAGACGACAACGCCGGCAUCAAGUUCGACAACAUCGGACUCAAUGCCAUGGCCAACACCGACAAAGCAGGCAUCAAGCAGCUCAAGUGGGAGACUGAACGCGACGACUGGAUCCACGACCGCGAUGCCAAGACGCUGCGCAGGAAGAAGACCAUCUUCAACAAGAGGAAGCAGAUGCGCCGGCCCUGGGCGGUGGGCGGGAACAGGAAGAGGAAGUAGUCGUACUUAAUGCUCAUGUCAUGUAGGACAUGUUGAUUGACACUGUUGUCCUGAAUUACUCACCGAGGCUCUGUUUUCGAGGCCGUAAGGGGUCGGUGUUUGUUUGGACCCAGAGCGCCCCCUUCAGGCCAAUGGCUGUUUAAGUCACUUCCUGGAAUGGAUGGAAAUUCUGUUAAUCACGUUAAGUUAAAUUGUCAAAUAAAGUCAUUUUACUACAUAAUGUUUUUCAUAACUUGACCUGCUCGUCUGACGCACCAUUUUU
Molecule: messenger RNA, 3583 nt
Organism: Doryrhamphus excisus (bluestripe pipefish)
Lineage: Eukaryota; Metazoa; Chordata; Actinopteri; Syngnathiformes; Syngnathidae
Source: RefSeq, a predicted model, not a curated record